AUGCAGCAAGAAGUUGCUUUUGUAUUGAACUGGGAUGAACUUGAUGAGAUACGCUACAAGUCGCAGGAUAACUGUCAGUCGGGCUCGCGCCCGACUUGUCACCGACCACGCGAGCCUCGUGUGCUGCGGCGUUCGGAUCAGCGAUCCGAGGCCGCGACAAACCGUGAUACCACCCCUUGCUCUUGGACCUUGCCACGACGUCCACAGUACGACAUGGAUUGGUAUAAGGAGCUUGCCAGCCUGCCAACAUUCUCAAGCGCCGAAUUCCUCCCGGGUCAAGCGAUCUCGGUCACUUCAUCGACACAGGACUUCACUCGCAACACCAAACGCACGGCCGCGCGUACCAUCUUUCCGCUUCCAGAUGGAGGCAUCGCGUCGGGGCCCACCCUGGAUAUAUCGCCCGAAGUGAAGCUCAGCUAUCGCUCGUGCUCCGGGGAUGUCAAGGCUAUAUUUCGCGAGGCCGGUGCCGGCGAGUCCAAGAAGCGCUACAUCGAGGUGUGGACUGGCGAUGCAUUAAUCGCGUCUAUCGAGGCCACGGAGGCUCACGACGCCUUUUACACGGAUGACUUCAUGGGCUCUAUAUCGUUCUCUCCUUCCGAGAAUUCGAUCGUGUAUCUCGCGGAGGCCAAGGCACCCAAGGCGACUGACGACGACCCUCUCGCCAAGUUCCGCUAUACACCACAUCUAGGAGAGAUGCUCACGGAUAGGAAGCGCCCAACUAUCUUCGUUGCUCGCUGGGACGUAGAAGGCGGCAAGCCGUCAAUCUAUCCCCUCGAGAUCGCCGAGGACGUCCGUGCGAAGAUCCCACAUAUGAUCAGCAACCCGCGCUUUUUCGAUGAACGCACGCUCGUUGCCAUCGGUCAUGAGCUCACGCCGUCCGGACAGCUGCCAAGCGUGCGGUGGUGUCACAAUAGGCCUACGCAGGUCUACAAGCUCUCCCUGACUACAACUCGGCCCGAAGACUCACCUUACGAAGUGUUGUCAGUCUCCGAUGCAACUAGUCUAUCGAACCCGAAGAAGGCGGCGCGCUCUCCGCGAGUGCUCAAAGGCAAAGAUGGGAAUCACGCUAGCCUAUUCUGGCUCGAGCACGAGCGCAACGGUCCUCAUGCUUCGUGCUCGCGCCUUGUUCAUUGGCGCGCAGACGGUCAUUCCGCUCGAACUCUAGUGAACUACGUCUCCGCUCCGUCGAAAGACGAGUUCAAGGGUCUCUUUGUGGGCUGGGCCUUGCCCACACGUCCAUUCGUCAAGUUCGAUGGCAAGACGUAUCUCAUCUGCACGGCGAACUCUGGAGCUCGCACAACUGUAUUGUUGAUCGACGCGGAACAUACAGGCGACGUAUAUGAUCUUACACCCGCGGACGACGCACUCUACAGCUGGAGUAUACUGGGAACAGACGAGAGGGAUAGGGUUGUCGCUGUCCGUAGCAGUCCCACUAAGCCGCAAGAGGUGGUUUUAGGAACAUUCUCGCGGAUUGGUAAAGAAGACCCUGAAGUGACUUGGUCACCACUCUGGAAGCCUGUCAUACCGUCUCACAUCAAGAAUGCUCUACACGAUCUGAAGGCCGACAUCGUUCCUCUUAUAUACCCUGUUGAAACAAUCGUUCUCGAGUCAAGCAAGCCGGACAAGGACGGGCCACGACCACUCGUCUCUAUCAUUCACGGCGGGCCUCAUGGCUCAAGCAUGACUUCCUUCUCCACAUUUGCGGCUGCGCUUGUGCUCUCGGGGUAUGCUGUCUCUCAACCCAACUAUACCGGUUCGUCCGGCUACGGCGGCGCUCAUGUCUCCGCACUCGUCGGUAAAUGCGGCUCGCUCGACGUUCAAGACUGCGUGGACAGCGUCAAUAAGCUGGCUGAGCUGGGUAAAGCUUCACUGGGUCCUGGGAAGCAAUACAUCUACGGAGGCUCCCACGGUGGCUUCCUAGGCGCCCAUCUCGUCGGCCAGCACCCUGACCUGUUCUCCGGUGCUGUGCUCUCCAAUCCCGUCAUCACCCCGCUUCCUAGCGAGAGCGACAUCCCCGACUGGUACUUCGCCGAGUUCCUCAAGGACUUACCGUCGGCAUUGGACCAGUCCGAACUGGCCCCGGCUCUCUAUGAGAAGCUCUUCCCUAUGACGCCGAUUGCACAUGUGCGGAAUGUCAAGGCGCGCGUCCGGCUGCUGCUUGGAUUGGAGGAUCAUCGCGUCAGCAACAACCAUGGAAUGGCGUUCUAUGGCGCGCUCAAGGCUCAGGGCAAGGACGUGGACAUCCUCACGUUCCCUGGGUACGCGCAUGGCAUUGAUGGUGUUGAGGAGACUGCUGUAUGGGUCAAGGCGGCCCUGGAGGUGUUUGGGUACAAGGCUCAAUGA
Messenger RNA from Peniophora sp. CBMAI 1063, 2343 nucleotides. NCBI's taxonomy places the organism in Eukaryota, Fungi, Basidiomycota, Agaricomycetes, Russulales, Peniophoraceae. The record is from the annotation of a GenBank genome assembly.